Helicoverpa zea (corn earworm) is the source of this 1191-nucleotide messenger RNA. Its product is annotated as odorant receptor 46a-like. Gene Ontology annotation, molecular function: odorant binding; olfactory receptor activity. Gene Ontology annotation, cellular component: plasma membrane. The transcript is spliced from 9 exons. Bases 1 to 1191 code for a protein of 396 amino acids. The record is from RefSeq and is a predicted model, not a curated record. Gene Ontology annotation, biological process: sensory perception of smell; detection of chemical stimulus involved in sensory perception of smell. Lineage: Eukaryota; Metazoa; Arthropoda; Insecta; Lepidoptera; Noctuidae.
AUGGGGUUGAUGGUGAAGAAUGUCAAUAGUACAUUGCAGUUUUGUCUGACUGUGCUCAAAUUCGCUGGGUUUCUCACACCCCCUCAGGAGGGAAGAGUUUUGCGAUUUGCGCUAUGGGUCUAUUGUUUUUCGUCUUUUAUGUAUGUAGUGGGUGGUAUCAUAAUAGCCCAAGCAGGGGCCAUGUUUGAAAUAUGGGGUGACAUAGCACUCAUGAUUAGUGCGUCAUUUCUGCUGUUCACCAACUUGGCCUUUGCCACGAAGAUCAUCAACGUGGUGGUGAGGUCUCGUGAGAUUCAGGAGAUCAUUGAUGCGGCUGAUGCUGAUCUGUUGGCUGAGGAUAGGAACUUGGGUGUAGAAGUCAUUAAAAGUUGCAAUGCUGAAACAACCAGGAGUAUGUGUCUAUAUACCCUGCUAUCAGGUGUGACAGUGUUUGGCUGGGCAGCCAGUGCUGAGAAAAACCAACUGCCUCUUAGAGCUUGGUACCCAUAUGAUGCUUCUAAAUCACCUGCCUACGAACUUACAUACUUCAACCAGAGUUCAUCAGUGACUGCAGCUGCGUUAGUAAAUGUAUGCCUGGAUACUUUGGUGACGUCAUUGAUAGCAGUCUGCCGUUGCAGGCUGCGACUUGUGGCAUUGUCUCUCAGGACGUUGUGUGAAGGAAUUCCUUUGCCCGAUAAGCAACUCAUAUCACCCAAAGACGAAAAGACAGUACAUACCCGUUUGUCCCAGUGCAUCGUUAAACAUGAAGCCGCAUUGAAAGCUGCCAGACAGAUACAGCACUGCUUCUCUUUGCCCAUACUGGCGCAGUUUGCUGUGUCUGGUGUCAUUAUAUGCGUCACGGCUUAUCAACUGGCUAUGGAACUAAACAACAGAAAUUGGUUCCGCUCUAUUCCGAUGGUGGCUUACCUGCUUUGCAUGAUAAUGCAAGUGUUUCUCUACUGCUAUCAAGGAAACCAGCUCCUUGAAGAGAGUUCAGAAAUAGCGGGAGCGGCCUACGAGUGUCCGUGGUACCAGUGUUCAGUGCGCUUGCGUCGUACUCUGCUAAUCGUGAUGGUGCGCACGCGUCGCGCUCUCAUACUCACUGCCGGCGGCAUCACCACGCUGUCACUCGCUUGUUUUACCUCGAUAAUAAAAGCUUCAUACACUUUCUUCACAGUACUGAAGCAAGUUGAGGACAGGGAUCCUAAGUAA